This is a messenger RNA of Acyrthosiphon pisum (pea aphid), 3122 nucleotides long. RefSeq lists its product as uncharacterized. Bases 1831 to 2487 code for a protein of 218 amino acids. The transcript is spliced from 3 exons. Lineage: Eukaryota; Metazoa; Arthropoda; Insecta; Hemiptera; Aphididae. The record is from RefSeq and is a predicted model, not a curated record.
UUAAUACAUUCAUCACUCCAUUCAGAAUCUAAAAAAUAUGGUAUAAAUAAAUAGUAAUUAAUAAAACAUUAAAUAUUACAAAAAAAGGAAUAGGAUACGCACAGUUAACGGAGCUUUCUGCUUCAGUUGAAGUACCUACUAUGUGUAAUACGACGUACAUAAAAAUGCAAAAUUGUAUUAAUUUGGUUGUACAAAAAACUGCAUGGAGUGAAAUGCAAAAGGCUGGAGACGAAGAACGACAGAUGGCAUUAGAAAAUGGUGAGGUUGACGUGGACGGUAUACCUAUGUGUACAGUUAUCGCUGAUGGCCAAUGGUCGAAACGUAGCUAUAAGUCGAAGUACAAUGCUCUAUCAGGAACGGUAUGAAAGUAUAAUUGUUUAAAUUAAGUUGCAAAUUAUUAUAGUAUUCAAUUUUUAAUUGUAUUAAAACAAUAUUAUGUAGGCCACUAUUAUUGGAAAAAGAACCAGGAAAGUUUUAUUUGUAGGAAUAAGAAAUAGGUACUGUGUUGUUUGUCAAAGAGCAUCGAAUCGAAAUGAGAAAUCAUCUGAACACGAAUGUUUUUUAAAUUGGAAUAAGGCCUCCACUGCAAUGGAAGCAGAUGGAGUGGUUGAAGGUUUUUCACGCAGCAUUGAAAUGCAUAGUCUCAAAUAUAAUAAAUUAAUAGGUAGGUACAUAGAUAAUAAGGGUACUUCCCCCCAUUCUUCCACAAUUGUUUUUGUUUUUUUCCGAUUAUUUUGUAAAAUGUUGGUAAUUUUAAAAAAUGACCUCUUUAAAGUACAAACAAUAGAUUCACUUUUCUAAAAGGAAAUGUGCUAAAGUCGAGAAUUAAUGUAUUAUUUCUGCUCCAAAAACUGUAAUUAGAUACAAAAAAAAACAUUAUUUUUUAUAUUUUUCGCUGUUAUAGGAGACGGAGAUAGCAGUGUGUUAAAAAAAUUAAAUGAAAUAUUGCCAUAUGGACCAGAUUUUUUUAUAGAAAAAAUAGAAUGUCGAAACCAUUUGCUAAGGAAUUUUGGUCAAAAAAUGACAGCUUUAGCAAAUAAAAGUGAAUUUCCUAUUAAUUUGAGAAAAUUUAUUUUAUCUCAAAUUCAAAGAUUUCGUUCUGACGUUACCAAGGCGGUACAAUUUAGAAAAAACCAAGAGAUACCUAAGGCUCAACAAAUUACAGAUUUAUUAUAGGCUAAUUAUUUAUAGUUAUUAUUUAUUAAGACCAUUUUUGUGUAUUUUAUUUUCUGAGUGGAGAUUGUAUUUCACCUAUAUGUAUAUUAUGUCUACAAAAUAAUUCAAACUCAAACCCUCGUAGAAAAUUAAUGUAGCUUUAUGGUAGACUUUUUUUAAAAUUAAUGUGGUGGAAAAUUAUGAGGAGCCUUGUAUUAAAUUGUUAAGUUUAGGUAUAACAAUUUUAUCGUACAUAAUAUUAUAUACUCGUAAAUCGAAUAAAAUCUAUUACUAACACUAAAUUUGUUCUGUUAAUUUUUAGAACUCAGAUCGGAUAUUGCUAAUAGUAUUUAUCAUAGAUUAGGCCAACACACGAAUUGUGCAACUUACUUUUGUCCUGGAGAAAAAGAAGGUGAAAUAAAUUUAGUACCGCAGGCUGAAGAGUGUGGUUUAUUACGAGAAAUGAAUCAAAUACUGUUUUGACUUACUAGCAACGCAUCUAGCCUUUUAUCGGAUGUCGAUAAUAACGCUUGUGAAAUUUUUAAUAGUGUUAUUAAUAAGUACAUAACUGGAAAAAGAAUAAAUUUUUCACAAAAAAAUUCUUACAGCACUAGAGUUGAAACUGCUGUAAUUGCAUUUAAUUCAAAACAGUAUCUUAGGCAGGUUCAUAAGACUAUGCAAAAUACAAGCCCAGGAAAAUUUGGCAAAAAAUAUUUAAAAAAUAUAGAACGUAUAAGAGCCAAUUGUUUAAAAAGACGACAGUUGUUUUCUAACAAUGCUAGCUCAAAAUUCAAAAGCCGAUCUCAAUGUACAGCAGCGGAUCAAAAUUAUGGGUUAGCUGAACCAUUAAUCGAUACAAUGACCAAAGAGGAUUAUGACAAAAAAAAAUUAUUAUUUUUACAAAAACUAAAUGAGGCUGAUAGAACUGAGAUCGAAAUUUGUACAAGAGAUCAAAGUAAUAAUUCUCUUUGGUAUAAAGAAAGAAGACUUCGAAUCACAGCGUCAAAUUUUGGCACGAUAUGCAAAAUGCGACCUUACACUAGUUGUAAGAAAAAAAUCCAUAGCUUGCUAUACGCACCAAAUCCCAAAACAAAACAACUAACCUAUGGUAAUGUUAUGGAAUCGAAAGGUCGGAAAAAGUUUGAAGAAAUGUAUAACGUAAACGUCCAAACAUGUGGUCUUAUAAUUGAUUCUGAUCUACCAUAUUUGGCAGCAAGUCCAGAUGGUCUAGUUGGAGAAAAUGCCAUAAUAGAAAUUAAGUGUCCUUACAAUGCUCGUAAUUCAGAAAGUCUAAUCGAAGCUUUCAACAAUAAACUUGUAAGUGAUAGGUAAUAUGAUUAAUUUUAUUCCCAAUAAUUUUUAUCAUCGUAAAAAUACAAUCACUACAAAAAUCGUACAUUCAUUUUGCUACCCGAAACAACCCUCCCUGAUUUGUAAGAUUGAAGCACUAUUACUGCUCCAAAUGUUGUCCCCAGACACAAAAAUAAAAAAUUAAAGAACCACACAUCAUUGUAAAAUCAAUACAUUCAUCACUCCGUUCAGAAUCUAAAACUGUUGGUACUGAAAUACAUAUAUAGGUAAUUAUGUACUACAGAUAACAGUUGAAAUUGUGUUUAUAACACAUGUUACAGCUACCAAAUUGGAUAAUGAAAGAUUCUUCGAUCAUAGUAAAAUGAAAUAGUAAUUAUUAUUUUCAAGUUAUUGGACAACUGCAUAUUACUAAACGUGAACUCUGCUAUUUGGUAGUAUACACUGAAAAGUGGACCACAGUAGAAAAAAUUUAUUAUGAUCAUACAUUUUGGAUACAAAAUAUGUCUAAAAAAUUAAUGUCGUAAGUAGUUUAAAGUACCAAUAUCAGUCCUACUAAUUUAACUGAAUAUGACAUGAAUUUGUAUUUUAGGUUUUAUUUAAAUUGUCUCUUGCCUGAACUCGUCGAUCCCUUAUAUGGCAAAAGAUUGUUAAUAAGU